Oncorhynchus gorbuscha (pink salmon) is the source of this 1834-nucleotide messenger RNA. Its product is annotated as glycerol-3-phosphate dehydrogenase [NAD(+)], cytoplasmic-like. The record is from RefSeq and is a predicted model, not a curated record. Gene Ontology annotation, cellular component: glycerol-3-phosphate dehydrogenase (FAD) complex; cytosol. Gene Ontology annotation, biological process: carbohydrate metabolic process; glycerol-3-phosphate catabolic process. Bases 114 to 1169 code for a protein of 351 amino acids. Lineage: Eukaryota; Metazoa; Chordata; Actinopteri; Salmoniformes; Salmonidae. Gene Ontology annotation, molecular function: NAD binding; protein homodimerization activity; glycerol-3-phosphate dehydrogenase [NAD(P)+] activity. The transcript has 8 exons.
AACCCCGAUGUGCACUGCCUUUACAUACAAAGUACCCCUGUGAAUAUCCAGUACACACUGCAGCCCGGUUUGUAACAGUGUGCCAUUUUUGUCAGUCGACAAGGGUCUUUUCAAUGUCAACUCCCAAGAAAGUCUGCAUUAUUGGCUCUGGCAAUUGGGGCUCUGCUAUUGCCAAAAUAGUGGGUUCCAAUGCUGCGCAGAACUCCAAGUUUGACAACACCGUGACCAUGUGGGUGUUUGAAGAGAUGGUGGAUGGUCGCAAGCUGACAGACAUCAUUAACACCGACCAUGAGAAUGUCAAGUACCUGCCUGGACACAAGCUACCCCCCAAUGUGUUGGCUGUUGCUGAGUUGGUGGACGCUGCCAAGGAAGCAGACAUCCUAGUGUUUGUGAUCCCCCACCAGUUCAUCGGCAGAGUGUGUGACACCAUGAAGGGGAAGAUAAAGAGCGAUGCACUAGGAAUGUCACUCAUCAAGGGUGUGGAUGAAGGUCCUGAUGGGCUGAAGCUCAUCUCUGAUGUAAUCCAGGAGAAGCUGAGCAUCACCAUGAGUGUGCUGAUGGGAGCCAACAUUGCCAACGAGGUCGCCGAUGAGAAGUUCUGUGAGACCACUAUCGGAUGUAAGAAUACAGAACAUGGGGCUUUGCUGAAGGAACUCAUGCAGACCAGUAACUUCCGGGUCACGGUAGUGGAGGAGUCCGAUGUGGUUGAAAUCUGUGGAGCACUGAAGAACAUUGUGGCGGUGGGGGCGGGCUUCUGUGACGGCCUGGGCUUCGGUGACAACACCAAGGCGGCGGUGAUCCGGUUGGGCCUGAUGGAGAUGAUUGCCUUCGCACGAAUCUUCUGCACUGCCGGGCCUGUCUCCUCUGCCACCUUCCUAGAGAGCUGCGGCGUUGCCGACCUCAUCACCACCUGCUACGGAGGCCGCAACCGCAAAGUGGCAGAAGCCUUCGCUAAAGGGGGGAAGUCAAUUGAAGAGCUGGAGAAAGAGAUGCUGAAUGGACAGAAGCUCCAGGGACCAGCAACAGCAUCUGAAGUCCAUGUCAUCCUAAAGAACAAAAAUUUGCUUGACAAGUUCCCACUAUUCAACGCUGUGUACCAGAUCUGCUACCAGGGCCAUCCAGUCACAGAGUUCAUCAAGUGUUUGCAGAACCACCCGGAGCACAUGUAGGCUAACAGACUGACCAAGUGCCAGAAGGAUCAACACCACUUCCGCUUUGUACCGGUUAGGAAAAUAUGUACACUUGCACACUCCACAGCUCCGAUGCAGCAAGCAGACUCCAUCAGACGACGUGAAGUAGUCUACUCUGUACUGCCUAAGGUUUUUUUGUAUGUACCUCUAUAAAACAAAUGCUUUCCUUUUCCUGGUUUUCUACAAGUGUGACCCAGCCUUUUGUCACCCAAUCAGACGCCACUGUCCAUCCUCAGAUGUUAUCUUGGUCCGUCCAUUGUGACCUCACUUCGUAAUUGUUUGGCUUAUUCAUGUUAAUUGGGGGUAGGGAGUUGUAGCAGAUGCUAGGCCAUUUGUGUCCUCGCUUUUCUAAUUCUGAAUCUCUCUGCGAUGACUUAUACUUACUUUAUGGAUCAUUAGGCUAGAUUUGCUUAGCACCUGUUAAAAAACAAAUGAAAGUGCCUUUCAACGCCACAUUGCAAAAAAUAUUGGUGUUUUAUGUGCUUUGUGAAACCAAAUGGUUUUUUCCCCUUAUGGUACGUCCAUUAGUAACCAUGACGCUGCCGUUGAAUUUCACUGACGUGUGGCUUACAGUAUGUUUGAAAAGAGUGUAGGUUACAAAAAAAAAGAUUUGCCUUUGAAAUAAAUCAUUGAUUUGUAUCGUG